AUGGAAACGCAACGGCAGAAGAUGGAGACGCAAAACGGCAAAGUGAGAGGCUGGCCUUUGGCGAACGAGUAUGCGGAUAUCUUCAAUAUGGAGACGCAGAAAUUGGAGCUGAGGGAUCCGCGUGUGGUCGAGAGGAAUUGGGGAGGUUCGGAGAGUACGAUGUAUGAGAAUAGAGGGAAAGACUGGCCGUUGGUCAGCCGUGAUGAGGAGAGCGGCCAGAGUGAAAAGGGGCAGGAGGCGUCGAAAUACAUUGUUGGCUGGCGAUUGCAUCUGAUAAGUUUCGCACUGCUGUUGUCGCUUUUCAUGUCGCAAAUGGAAUCGUCCAUUGUGAGUACAUCCGUGAUAGCGAUCACGAAUGAUCUUGGCGGCUAUGAGAAAAGCUCCUGGGUGUUUUCUGCGUAUCUCCUGACGUAUAGUGGUCUGCUCAUCAUAUGCGCGAAGCUCAGCGACAUCUUUGGCCGGAAGCCAGUCUUGGUGAUCUCAAUCGUGGUCUUUGUAGCAUUCUCUGGUGCAUGUGGUGGAAGUCAGACGUUCAUUGAACUCAUCAUGUUUCGCUGGGUUCAAGGCUUGGGAGGAAGCGGUAUCUACUCGAUAGCAACGCUUCUGUUCUUCGAGUUGGUCCCUCCAGCAAAAUGGCCAGAUUAUACGGCCCUCGUCAGUGCGGUCAUCGCGCUCUCUCUGAUCUGUGGACCUUUGUUUGGAGGAGCCAUCAGUGCACAUGGCGAAUGGAGAUGGGUUUUUUAUAUAAAUCUCCCGAUUGGAGUCUUUGCUCUGGGCCUUGUACUGAUAAGCAUGCCCAAGCGACUGCAGACAGAGCCGGCCGCGUUGCGUGCGAAGCUGCCCUGGUGGCAUGGCUUUCAGCUUAGUACUCUGGCAAGAGUAGACGUCCUCGGAGCUCUUCUCUUGCUUGGAGCUUGUCUGUUGCUCUCUACUGCUCUACAGCAAGCUACCGCUGGGGUAUCCUUCACGGCUGCGAAAGUCUUGCCAUUACUGGUACUGGCUGGGCCCGUCUGGAUCGCAUUCGUUGUUUGGCAAUGGUUUGCUACAACUAAACGGACUUCUCCGGAACCAGUAUUACCCUGGCGCCUAUUCACAAACCGGGUCUUCGUGGGACUGAUAUUAAACACUUAUUUCGCGGGAACUAUUCUGACAGUCUGUAUCGUUCAGCUUCCACAACGGUUUACGACCGUCAAUGGCCAGUCUGCAUUCCAAGCCGGAGUCAGGCUGCUUCCAUUUGGAGCGUUCAUUCCAGCAGGCUCAGUCCUUGCAGCUAUUCUAAUAGGAAGGGCACGGAUCUCACCAUUGUACAUCCUCCUGGCUGGAGGAUUCUUGGAGGUCAUAGGUACAGCACUCUUGUCACAAUCUUCGGCUGAAUACCAUAUCUCUGCCGCUCAGUACGGGUAUCAGAUCCUUGCAGGCACUGGAGUGGGGUUCUUCAACGCGACCCUGGUCCUGCUGGUACCGUAUGUGGUAGACAAGAGAGACUUAGCUGUCGGAACCGCUGCGAUAGCUCAAUUCCGACUACUCGGAGGUGCCGUGGGUCUUGCAAUUGUCACAACAGUAAUGAAUCGUUCGAUCGCGCCACGAUUGUCUGAAUUCCUAGCACCUAAGCAGGUAGAUAUCCUGCUUGAAUCUACGAGCGUCCUCGGCAUGUUCUCAGAAUCCAUUCAGUCCGAAAUAAGAUCGGUAUUUAGCUAUGGUCACAACCUACAGAUGAAAGCUCUGAUAGGGUUUGCGGCCGCGCAAGUGCCUGCGACCCUUCUGAUGUGGGGCAAAGAAGCAUUGAGUGUACCAAAGAUAUAG
Bacidia gigantensis is the source of this 1803-nucleotide messenger RNA. RefSeq lists its product as uncharacterized. The transcript is spliced from 7 exons. Gene Ontology annotation, biological process: transmembrane transport. Lineage: Eukaryota; Fungi; Ascomycota; Lecanoromycetes; Lecanorales; Ramalinaceae. The record is from RefSeq and is a predicted model, not a curated record. The coding region runs from base 1 to 1803 and encodes 600 amino acids. Gene Ontology annotation, molecular function: transmembrane transporter activity.